Athalia rosae (coleseed sawfly) is the source of this 5126-nucleotide messenger RNA. RefSeq names its product adenylate cyclase type 2-like (gene ACXD). Gene Ontology annotation, molecular function: adenylate cyclase activity. The record is from RefSeq and is a predicted model, not a curated record. The transcript has 19 exons. Bases 1112 to 4660 code for a protein of 1182 amino acids. NCBI's taxonomy places the organism in Eukaryota, Metazoa, Arthropoda, Insecta, Hymenoptera, Athaliidae. Gene Ontology annotation, biological process: adenylate cyclase-activating G protein-coupled receptor signaling pathway; intracellular signal transduction; cAMP biosynthetic process.
CGAUGACUUUUUCAGAGCUGCUAUCUACGUGUCUUUCGAUUUUUUUUUUCCUCGAUCGCCGCUUCAAAGGAAAAAUAAAAAAUUUUGUCGCUCGUUAGAGAUUAGGAUAAUAGCAAUUAUAUGCAGUGCGAGUGCAUACGAUACACUUACAUGGAUGUUCGUAAAAAUAUUUUUGAAAAAAUUGACAAAUAUUCAAAAAAAUGUACAUGCGACGAUAAUGUUGGAGGCGUUGAUUCAGAUAAUAUCAACGGUAUUUUGUAAACCGACGCAUGUUUUCGUGAUAACGAUUACGAAUUUUUAAUAGGAACGAAGAAAAAAAGAAGAAAAAAAAUUCGUCGGCUCGAUGCAGAACGACCGGAGGUGACGCGGUGUAAUUAUUCUACCUGAAAUUCGUGACGCAGAAGCGUAAUUACUAGAUAAUUUUUUUUACGAAAUGUAAUUUAGCCUUCCAUGAACGUGACCCAUUCGAUAUAUUUGUAUUAAUUCACGCGUGCGAUGUAAAUCGUGAUAUGGUUCGAAAAGAAAUAAUUAGUUUUCUAACGGAAAGUCGAUUUUGUACGAAAUAAAAAAAUUGGAUUCGAUCAAUUCGGAAAAAAGAUCGAAUCAAAAAAGGAGCGUGACGAGAAAGAUUUUGACAUUCAAUCCACUGGUUUAGAUAUUGUCUCGUGAAAAGAAGUAAUAAGUUAGAUACGAUCGUAGACAACUGAUUAAAUCUGUACACCGCGUUCUCCGGCGUAUAGUUGUACGUUCAUACACUUCACAUGUCGGUAUUACUAAUUUACUAUUUGUUAUUCCAACGUAAUCACAACCCAUUGCUAAUUGAUGUUCGGUUUAGUUGCCGAACGAUCGUAUCUUUCGCUGGAAUAUCUUCAUUUUGAUUAUGGUAUUCGAGACGGAUUAAAGUUUCGAAUUUACGUGUAACGUUCACUGUGGUUAAAGUUUAAUCGUUCCAAUAUACGUACGUCGUAUCGGUGUUGUGUGGUGUAGGACUUUGCAUUUCAACUACCACGCAAUAAUGAUAACAAUGAUGACGACGAUGAUAUAGGACGUUUAUGACCAGUUCUACUCCGAUGAUAUCAACAUCGUGAACGUUCGCUCAUCUUACUUAUAGAUGCUGUGUCGCGACCACCCGCUGAAAUUUCGUGCUCAUUUCAAAGUUUAUGGCGUUUUACACGUACAAUACGUACAGUAUUUGGUUGUGUACCUUGGCCCGAGACCAGAAAAUCACCGCGUAUUUAUUAUACCUAUACUUUCUGUAGAAAAAAAAAGUUCCGCAAAUACAACAGCUGCCGAUGUUUCUGGUGAUAUAAAAAAAAAAAGGCAGUUCAAAUACAAAAAUUUGGAAAAACUUUAUCUCAUAUACCAAAGGAGGAUCCAGAAUGCUUACAUGUCCAUUUUUUUUCUACUCCAACUUUGUUUGGGAAUCUCGCACUGUACCGCACUGAUAACGAUGGUUUCCUGGCAGGACGCCCUUCCCGACGUCAUAAAUCACUGCGUCGUUGGGGCCCUUCUAUUUCCUCUCAUCGCUCUGUCCUUCAGACCAAAAUUGAUAGCGAAGGAUCCGUGCGUACCGGUUUUUUUAUCCUGUCUUAUCGUCGCUCUUUUGGUAGCCGGCGAUGUAACCAUGCCUCUGUAUCGCGCCGCGAGUGAAAACUACAAUACUCCGGCGGUAAGGCCGGCUUACGCCACGCACACCCUUCUCGCGUGCUACGUCUUCCUGCCAUUGACAGAAAAUUUACACGCAUUCAUGCUCGGAAUUACCACAACGCUCUGUCACCUGGCGAGUCUGGCCAUGAUCACCUACAGAAACGAACCGAAUUAUAUCGGCAGGCUCGUCCCCGAUGCGAUUUAUUUCAUAUGCGUGAACGGUCUUGGACUUUAUUUCCGAUUUAUGAACGAGGUCGUUAUCAGACGGUCGUUUCUCGACAGACGUAAAUGCGUCGAAUCCACCUUGAAACUGAACUACGAGAAGGAUCAGGAGGAACAACUCACGCGGAGUAUUUUACCCCAGCAUAUAGCGGCCCAGAUAAAAAGAGAUUUCAGAAAUAUAUUCAAAUUCAUGGAGGAACACAAAACGAUAGAACAAAAAACACCCUACAACGAUCUUUACGUCGAGAAGCACAAGAACGUGAGCAUUCUUUACGCUGACGUGGUGAAUUUUUCUGGUCUGACCGUCACGUUGCCGGUAAAAAAACUUGUCGAAACUCUGAACGAUUUAUUCAGAAGCUUCGACGAAGCAUCGGAAAAGCACACGGUUCUUCGGAUAAAAUUUCUCGGCGAUUGUUACUACUGCGUGAGCGGUGUGCCCACCCCGAACGUACAGCACGCGAAAAGUUGCGUCGAUUUGGGGUUGGAUAUGAUUCAGAUAAUUCGUGGCGUUCGUGAGGAGCGCGGACUGGACGUUGAUAUGAGAAUCGGUGUGCAUUCGGGGACGAUAAUUUCCGGUAUCAUCGGUGCUAAUAAAUGGCAGUACGACGUGUGGUCGAGGGACGUUGUAAUCGCCAAUAAAAUGGAACAAACCGGACGUGCGGGAAAGGUUCACGUUACCCAGCAAACUUUAAAUCUCCUCGAUAUCACGCAGUACAAUUGCACACCGGUCGAAUCGGUGGUGAACGAAACGCUGAACAAGUAUAAAAUAAAAACAUAUUUGCUCACGCCAUCCCCCACAGCUGCACCGCCGACGCCUCAACCCGACACUCCGAUUAGUCAGAACAGCGAGAACCCCUUAAAUCGGGGGGAUGCGCCAGUCCAAAGCAAAGUAUAUCUUCAAGCGAGAAGGUCGAGCGCGAGGCCGAGCCUGUCCAUAUCGAAGGGUCAUCGUCGGAAUACACCAAGCGGUUCGAACGGACACGCUGACGUGACGGUUGGAACUUUCAGGAGAAGAACCGCGUUUAUGGAUACCAAUUUGAGGCAAUAUCAGCAGAUGCUGAAAACAGCAGACGCUCACAUGAAAACUGCUAUACAGCAAAUGCCGCUCAGCAAAUUCAAACAGUGGUUCAAGGGUGAACACAUAAAUCCACUUUUUUUGACCUUCGACAACUGGAGCUGGGAGUUGCCGUUCCUCAGGGAACCGGAUCCACUGUUCAAAUUUUACGUCGGUUGUGCAGCUGUGGUGCUGAUCUGCAUGGGUUUCAUGCAACUGGUUCCGAGUCUCGUUCUUCCUGAUUUCAGAUGGCACGUUAGCACCGGUCUGGGUUAUGCCAUAACGGUGGCGUUCCUUCUUCUACUUUUACCUUUUACUUGGCUUCACUACGCGUGGACCAGAUGGAAGGAUCCGCACGAAGAGAACGAGGGUCAUGUACCUCAGCCGCAAAAUAGAUUGCUUCUUUUUAUGUACCAGACAAGCGUUAAGGUGGUCUGGAGCGCUUUACUGCGAACGUCUCUCUACCUGGUGAUCACGAUAAUGUUGGCAGCUUGUGCCAUGGUCGACAUGCUGCUGGAGUGCGAAAACGUGGAUUAUUUGGCUUUGAAUAAUGUAACGUCUAGCGUAGCAGCGGUCGGUGUAUCCAAUACCGCGUGUACGAGUUCGUCCUGGCAAAUGACGCAGACAUGCUCCUUGGCUAUUCUGAUGAGCUUCUUAUUCCUACGGAUUCACUAUCUACUGAAAUUGAUUAUCGGAUUCGCGAUAGUUUGCUUCUAUUCAUGGAAUAUUUGGGUCUACAGAUCUGCAAUUUUUCAGUCAGGUGAGACCUGGAAUCCGCAGCUGGAACCGAAAGUUGCCCAUGUACUGAGCGUCAUAUUUCUCACGUUCUCAUUGCACAUAAUCGAUCGCCAGGCAGAAUAUUUGAACAGGCUCGAUUACCAGUGGAAACGUCAGCUCAACAAGGAACAAGACGAAGCUUUCCACACGAGGAACGCGAACAAAAUGUUGUUGAGAAAUAUUCUUCCGGAACAUGUUGCCGAGUUUUAUCUAAACACGAACAGAAGCGAAGAGCAGGAACUUUACCACGAGGCUUACGACACGGUCGCCGUAAUGUUCGCGUCCCUCACAGAACUUUCUUUGGACGAGAACGAUUUGUCUGAAAAAAAUGUUCUGGUCAUCCUGAAUCAAAUUAUUUGCGAAUUCGACAAACUCCUGUUCGAGUCCAGUUUCCUCCGUGUGGAAAAGAUCAAAGUCGCUGGUACCACUUACAUGGCAGCGUGCGGAUUGGAUGCGGGUCGCAGAGAUUCCUUGCACGGAUCCACGUCCGGAAGUAUGUUCAGUGACCUCGAUCCUGUCGUAAAUUCUGGCCAGGGAAAUUAUCAGCCCUACACAGAUCAGGAACACGUUGUAACCGUAAUGACACGUUUCGCUGCCGCGAUGAUGUCCAUUCUCGACAAAAUCAACCGAGAAAUGAUAUCGACGAUGGAACCUUACAAGCUCAGGAUAGGAAUUUCUCACGGGGAGGUAACCGCCGGUGUGGUAGGGGCGCAAAAACCCCUCUACGAUAUAUGGGGAGACGCCGUUAACAUGGCGUCAAGGAUGGACACAACUGGAGUACCUGGAAAAAUACAAGUUACCAAAGAGACGGCAAACGUUUUAGAUCAGCAAGGGAUACGCUGCGACCUACGCGGCGACACUUACGUAAAACCAAAGGGUCUGGUCACUACGUAUUUCGUCGGGAUCGACGGUGGCAGACAAUUGCAGAGGGUCGAAUCCGUCCUCGAUACCAGAUUAUGAGGAAAGUAACCACAGAUUUUAUCGAACCUUAUCAAUUUGACCUUCGGUUGAUUCCAUAACCGAUCGUACCAAUGAAAGAUUUACAAUUGUGAGAUCAGCACCGAUCGUUCGCUGAAAAAAUCUUGGGGUUGAUCUCCUCCGUGAAAAAAGAUUUCAAAUCCCGUUUCAGAUCGUUUCAGGGAGUCUGAUUUUAUUGAAAUCAUUGUCAUGCUUUCGCCGCUAACGUAUCCGGCUGGGGGAUUAUUUUAUCCCUUUGAAAGAUACGGGCGAAAAUUACAGGGUAGAUGCAUUUUAGCAUCCUAAUUAAUCGUUUCUGAAGUCAGAUCUUAUACAGGACGACGCGAACUGGUAAGGUGGAUUCGUGUGUAUGCCUAUUAUAUUAUGUAAAUGCCUAGAAUAUAUAUAUAUAUUUGACAAACUUUACAUUAUGUACUUAAAAUAUGUAAGCGCAUCGAUGGAUUGAUUG